This is a messenger RNA of Nyctereutes procyonoides (raccoon dog), 1408 nucleotides long. It is a transcript of the gene HAGHL, whose product is annotated as hydroxyacylglutathione hydrolase like. Bases 323 to 1171 code for a protein of 282 amino acids. The record is from RefSeq and is a predicted model, not a curated record. Lineage: Eukaryota; Metazoa; Chordata; Mammalia; Carnivora; Canidae. Gene Ontology annotation, molecular function: hydroxyacylglutathione hydrolase activity. The transcript is spliced from 8 exons.
GUGGUUAGCGGGAGGGGCGGCCCCGGGCGGUUGCGUCGUAGCGGGGGCGUGGCCGGAGCGCGGAGCGGGCCGUGUGGCCGCAGGGGCGGCGGCGGCGGCGGCGGCGGCGCGGGGUGCUGGCGUCCCCACCGGCCGGCCGGGUUGGAGCCUGGGGCGUGCGCUCCCGCACCGGUGCUCCGGGAAGUCGGCGGAGCGGCGAGCGGGCUCCCUUUCUGACCCCUCCCUCGCGCAGCCCUGCCGGGGCCUGGAGAGGGAAGCCCCCGCCCGGAGGAAGGGGCGCGGAGCGUCUCUGGAAGACGCGGGGUGCCUGAGCUCCGCGACCAUGAAGGUCAAGGUCAUCCCCGUGCUCGAGGAUAACUACAUGUACCUUGUCAUCGAGGAACGCACGCGGGAGGCUGUGGCCGUGGACGUGGCCGUGCCCAAGAGGCUGCUGGAGAUCGUGGGCCGGGAGGGGGUAUCACUGACGACCGUGCUGACCACCCACCACCACUGGGACCACGCGCGGGGCAACGCGGAGCUGGCGCGGCUGCGGCCGGGGCUGGCGGUGCUGGGCGCCGACGAGCGCAUCUGCGCGCUGACCCGCAGGCUGGUGCACGGCGAGGAGCUGCGGUUCGGGGCGAUCCACGCGCGCUGCCUCCUGACGCCGGGCCACACCUCCGGCCACAUGAGCUACUUCCUGUGGGAAGAGGAGUGUCCGGACCCGCCCGCGGUGUUCUCUGGGGAUGCGCUGUCCGUGGCCGGCUGUGGCCUGCGCCUGGAGAGCACAGCCCAGCAGAUGUACGAGAGCCUGACGCAGAUCCUGGGCACGCUGCCCCCGGAUACGGUGUUCUGCGGCCACGAGCACACGCUGGGCAACCUGGAAUUUGCGCAGAAAGUGGAGCCGGGCAACGACCACGUGAGAGCUAAGCUGUCCUGGGCCAAGAAAAGGGACGAGGACGAUAUGCCCACCGUGCCGUCCACCCUGAGUGAGGAGCUCCUCUACAAUCCCUUCCUAAGGGUGGCAGAAGAGUCUGUGCGCAAGUUCACGGGGAAGGCGGCCCCGGCCGAGGUCCUGGAGGCACUCUGCAAGGAGCGGGCAAGCUUCCAGCGGGCGGCUGAGCCGCUGCAGCCGCAGGCCCGGGCCCUCCUGGCACUGCAGUGGGGGCUCCUGGGCACACCCCAACAGAAGUGAGCCCCAGGAGGACCCGCCGUGGAGCCAAGCAUCACAGCUCUCCUCCUUCAACCCUCAGCCGAUGGAGCUGAGGAGGAUUGCCUCUGUAAGCUUUCAUGGCCCUGCCCAGCGGGCUGCCCAGCCUUGGAGGGUGGGUACUGCACACGAGGCCCUCUCUGGGGUGCAUGUGACCCCUGAGGCCUGGAUGUUUGGGAAGCGGUGUGCUAGCGUGCACUAUGAAUAAAGCUGUGAAAGGUC